AUGGCAGGCAGGCUCAAGAUCAAGUUAGUCCAAUCCACUCCUUACUAUGCUCAAGCAAAUGGACAGGCAGAAUCAAGCAACAAGGUGAUCAUUAAUAUCAUCAAGAAAAUGCUCGAGGAGAAUCCAAGGCAGUGGAAUGAAAAACUGUCAGAAACCUUAUGGGCUUACAGGACUUCAAAGAGAGAGGCAACUGCCAUGACUCCAUAUGCUCUAACCUAUAGACAUGGCGCAAUUCUACUCAUGGAAAUCACAGUUCAAUCCAUCAGAAUUGUCGAGCAGCAUAACUUAGUCGGAGAAGACUAUUCACAAGCAAUGUUGCUAGAAUUGGAAGGACUGGACACAAGAAGAAUUAAUACCUUCAACAAGCUCCUAGCAGGAAAAGAGGUUGUGGCAAGAGCCUAUAAUAAGAGAGUUAAGAACAAGAGUUUUGAAGAGGGAGAAAUUGUUUGGAAAGCAGUUCUGCCCCUUGGAUCCCACGUGAUUGGUUAUGGAAAAUGGUCACCCACAUGGGAAGGCCCUUUUAUAAUUAAACAAGUCCUUGGAUUAGGGGCAUACAUGCUAUAA
Molecule: messenger RNA, 564 nt
Organism: Prunus avium (sweet cherry)
Lineage: Eukaryota; Viridiplantae; Streptophyta; Magnoliopsida; Rosales; Rosaceae
Biological process (GO): DNA integration
Molecular function (GO): nucleic acid binding
Source: RefSeq, a predicted model, not a curated record